Plodia interpunctella (Indianmeal moth) is the source of this 3066-nucleotide messenger RNA. Its product is annotated as organic cation transporter protein-like. Gene Ontology annotation, cellular component: membrane. Gene Ontology annotation, molecular function: transmembrane transporter activity. The transcript is spliced from 8 exons. The coding region runs from base 377 to 2041 and encodes 554 amino acids. The record is from RefSeq and is a predicted model, not a curated record. Gene Ontology annotation, biological process: transmembrane transport. NCBI's taxonomy places the organism in Eukaryota, Metazoa, Arthropoda, Insecta, Lepidoptera, Pyralidae.
CACUCGUUAGGUCGCCGGGUCGUGAUGCAGUGGGAUGGGACCGUGCGACCAGUCGCAAGCUGCGGGCUGCCGGUAACCCGCGCCUCUAACGCAAAAACAAACAAACAACGACCAUUCGGGCGGUUAUCUUAAUAUUCUUAUUUCUACUGGAGAAAAGUCAUUUAAUAUAAUAUUAUCCAUCGUAUGUUCACUGACAGUUGAUCUUUUAAAAAAGUAGAAACCGUAUGUUGUGCUCGCUGUGUUUUCAAUUUCCAAAAUUUCAAUGAGUGUCAUAGACACGUAUGAACUACGUGUCUAAAAAUAUUUCGUAAAUCAACUGAUUUUGGAAAAAAUAUCUAGAUUUUGAUUAUAUGUAUAUAUGAUAUAGUCCUAAAAGAUGGGAAAACCCGUGGAAUUUUCCGAGAAACCGGAUCGAGUGGAAGCGACGGCGGCGGGUUUCGACACGGAGCGGCUGAUGAAGGAGCUGGGCCAGGGCAAGCCGUUCCACCUGAUGAACUACGCGCUGCUCACGCUCACAGUGUACACGGCCGCGAUAUACGGGAUCAACUACGUGUUUUUGGCCGCAGAUGUGGAUUACCGAUGCGUGGUGCCAGAGUGCGAGUCUGCGAACAGUACACAAUACCACCCGGCGUGGCUGGAUGGUGCGCUGCCGGCCGCGGGCCGCCAGCAGCGCUGCUCCAGGCGGGAGCCGCUGGACCUGGCCGGCGGCUGCCGCGAGGGCACGACCUUCACGGAGGACCUCCAGCCUUGUGACCAGUGGCUCUAUGCUUCUUGGGAUACCAUUGUGGCUGAGUUCAACCUGGCGUGCCAGGAGUGGAAGCGCACGCUGGUGGGCACCAUCCACAACGUGGGCAUGCUGGUGUCGCUGCCCAUCCUCGGAUAUAUCUCAGAUCGCUGGGGCCGCAAACGUGCGCUGAUCCUCAGUUGCACGUUGGUCGGUGCCAUCGGCUCGCUGAAGGCUUUUUCUGUCUCCUACGAGAUGUACGUCGUAAUCGAGUUCCUGGAGACUGUCGCUGGUGCCAGUGCCUUUCCCGCCGCAUAUAUCCUCACGAUUGAACUCCUGGGCCAAGACAAACGCGUGCUGACGACGGCUUUCCUCGGUAUUAUGUUGGUGCUAGGUGGUCUCAGUUUCGCUCUCCUCGCCAAAACUUUCCACUACUGGCGAACUUUCAUCAUAGUGGUGUACCCACCAUCGUUGCUAUUUAUAUCUUACGUGUAUUUACUGCCCGAGAGUAUUCGCUGGCUGCUUUCGAAGGGACGCAAACAAGAAGCAGUUGAGAUAAUAAUGAGGGCGGCGAAGAUGAAUAAAGUCACCUUGUCUGAUGAAACGAUGAAACAGUUGACGGAGGAAAAGCCAAAAGAACAGAAGAAAGAAGAUAAAGAAGAAGAGAGUGGUCUGUGGAUGCAGGUGUUGCGUUCACCGAUCAUCAUGACCCGCCUGGCAAUCUGCUCUUGGUGGUGGAUCACCUGUACGUUCGUGUUCUACGGCUUGGCCAUCAACAGUGUCUCAUUGGCGGGGGACAAAUACACCAACUAUAUGUUGGUGGUAAGCGUGGAGGUUAUCGCGGUGGUCACCAACGCGUUGGUGCUCGACAGGGUUGGGAGAAAGAGGACCUUGCUGGUGGCAUACACUGUCUGUGGAUUGUCGUGUGUGGCAAUCGCCUUUGUUCCUAAAACGAUGCCGUGGUUAGCGACUCUGCUAUACUUGAUGGGCAAGAUCGCCAUCACGCAGGCGUUCAGCGGCAUCUACAUGUACACGUCGGAGCUGUUCCCGACGCACGCGCGCCACUCACUGCUGGGCUUCUGUUCCAUGGUCGGCAGGAUCGGCUCCAUCGUCGCUCCGCAGAUGCCGUUGCUGGCAAUAUACAUAGAAUGGCUGCCAUCAGUCCUGUUCGGAGCGACAGCGUUGGUUGCCGGCGGCCUCAUGCUGACCACUCCAGAGACUCUCAACACCAGGCUCCCCGACACCAUCCAGGAGGCCGAACAGAUCCGGAAACAGCCGAAAACAAACGACAUCCAGAUGAACAACGCUGCUAGCUAACCGACAAUUGUGCAUGCUUUGGACUGGCUACGGAUAAGACCAGCUUAUCCACUUGUAUAUUAACAGUCCGUAUAGUGAUCUUUAGAAACACAUAAACACAUCUAUGUGCUAUAGAAGUUCAUUUUGAUUCAGAAGAUGCCAAGUUGAUCAUUAUGGAUUUGUUGUAUAACGGUUGUAGGAGAGUAAUGUUGCGUCAUUACGACAAUUGGGGUUAUAUGAGCAUAGAAUUAAUGUAGGUGCAGGCGGGGCCGAUAUACCUGACCCACCUACUAAAGUUAGUUAAAUAGUGGGUUAAGUUGAUCUGUCCCCUGUACUUUAGAUUAGGUGCUACAUGAAGUGCUUAUAUUUUAAGUAAUAAGUACUAAGUAAGUUACUUCAUGUUAAUCGUGAUAUUUAUAAUGUCAACGUAAGGACAAUUGUUACAAAAGUAAGUUAAGCAUCUUUUAUAAGUAAUUUAGUGAAAAAGUCUUCCUCCUUAAUAUGUUUUACAGGUUUAUACAUACAUAAAAUGACAGAAAACAUAAUAUAAUAAAAUAAGAACAAUAUUUUCUUACAUUUGAAGUAAAAAGUUUAAAAUUAUUUCUUACUAUUAUUUUAUAUAAUUUUUUAUGUAUAUUUAAGAAUUGUCAUUAUCUAUUUAAAUUUUGAUGUUAAAAUAUUGAUUUUGUCGUUAAGAGAUAUAAAAGUUAUGAUUUACUAUUUUAAUGUCGUCUUGUUGUGCAUGGAUGUUAGGUAUUAGUUCUAAAUUAACUGUGAUACACAUACAAACUUAGUCCGUUAAAAUAUAUUAUUUGCCUUUCGAUUGAAAAUUUCAACUUUUAUAUUUACUAAACGAAAGUCUGGUACACGCUGACUCGAUUUAUUUAUACAGUUGUCAAAAUAAUCAUUCAUCUUGAAUCAACCUUGAACAUAUUUACUGACUUAUUUUAUUGAAUCUAUGAAUCUAAUUGACUUUCAUAUUCAAUGUCAGUAUGUAAGCGAUAUUGAAUCGAUAUUAAGUAAUUAUAUUUUUAAUUUGUGGUUGU